AUUUUUUAAUCAUGUCUCCACUUUUAUUUUUAAUCUGUAUAGAUAGAUGUCUUGUUUUAGAAUAAAACCCCUGUUGGAUCCUGUUGCUUCCAUGGAAGCCUCACCUUCCAGCACUGUAAAGAGUAAAAAGUUGUCAAAUACUAAGAAAGUUUCAAAAUCAAACGACUCUACUCAUAGAAAUGGUCUAUUUGUCUGUAGGUGGUGGGGUUCUUUGUUCACUUGUUCCUCUUUCCCUUCAUACUAUUUCUUUUCUAUAAUAUUUCUCUUUUUCUCCAUUUCUUCUUCUUCUUUCUCCUUUGCUUCAUCACAACCCUUAGUAGCCACUCCACCGACGAAAGCCCUUUAUAAUACUGUUGAUUUUGUUCAGACCCAUAAGCACAAAAACCCAUUUACUAAUAACAGAGUAGUUGUUAGUAUUUCAGUUUUGGGUGUUUUGGUGUUUGUUUUCUUUGCUUUAAUGGCGUUGUUUAAGUGUUUGGGAUUCAGGUUAAGGCGGCGGGGUGGGGGUACUGACGCUAGGGUUGCUGGUGAUUUGGAAGAAAAUGGGGAUGGUGUGAAAAAAAUCGAGGUGAGGAGGUUAUUUACUUGUGAUGAAGUAGAGAAAUUCACCAUGAAUUUAUCGAGGUCGAGGUUGAUUGCUUAUGGAGGAUUUAGCACAGUGUAUUUAGCCCAAUUUCCUGAUUCAAUGUUGGCUGCUGUUAAAAUCAUGGAUUUAAGCAGUGAGCGUUUCCAGAGAGUUUACAAGCAAGAAUUAGACAUUUUGCUUCAAAUUCAACACGAAAACAUCGUGAAAUUUCUUGGCAAUUGUGAUAAUGGAGAAGAAGGUAUGUUAGUUUUUGAAUAUGUUCCCAAUGGAACUUUACAGGAGAAAUUGCACGGCGCUGAUGGAAGAAAAUCACUCUCAUGGAGAAACCGUAUGGCUAUAGCAUUUCAACUUGCUAAAGCUAUUAAAUAUCUCCAUGACAAAUGUCCACUCCCAAUAGUUCAUGGCGAUAUCAAAUCUUCGAAUAUUUUACUAGACAAGAAAUUUAACUCCAAACUCUGCGAUUUUGGGUCAGCUAAAAUGGGAUUUUCUUCGACGAUCUUACCACCGUCAGCAAAUCGUAUGAUGCUUGGUUCUCCGGGAUACACAGAUCCUCAUUACUUGAGAACUGGUAUUGCUUCAAAGAAAAAUGAUAUAUACAGCUAUGGCAUAAUUAUUCUGGAAUUAAUUUCUGGAUUUGAAGCACUUUCAUCUGACAAUGGAGAAAGAUUAACAUCAAAAGCUGGUACUAUAUUAAAGGAUUCAUCUAAAGUAGCAGAAAUGGUGGAUUCAAAGCUCAAUGGAGCUUAUGAUUUGGAAGAAGCUAAAGCUAUGGUGUCAUUAGCAGGAUUUUGUCUUGGUGAUUCACCAAGCCUUAGGCCUUCUGCUUCAGAAAUCUUGGAUACUAUAACAAGUAAAAUUUCUUCAAUGUCCUUUCUGGUUUCUCAUGAUCAAAAAUGUUAAAAGACUCAUUGUUAUUAUUAUUAUUAGUAUCCUUUAAAAGAGUGAAUAACAAAUAUUGUCACUGGGAGUGAUGAUUUAGGUGAAUUUCUGUAAAUUAAUAUGUAUAGGGUGAUUCUGCCAUGUUUGUUUGAAACAAGGAGUUUAUACUUAGUACUCAUAGUGUAAUGAAUUCAGUUCAAGCAAUUCCAUGUUUGAACUUUGGAAUUUCAAUGGUUAGUUAUUUAAUUUCU
Molecule: messenger RNA, 1716 nt
Organism: Solanum dulcamara
Lineage: Eukaryota; Viridiplantae; Streptophyta; Magnoliopsida; Solanales; Solanaceae
Product: probable receptor-like protein kinase At1g33260
Exons: 1
Coding region: 47-1486 (479 amino acids)
Biological process (GO): protein phosphorylation
Cellular component (GO): plasma membrane
Molecular function (GO): protein kinase activity; ATP binding
Source: RefSeq, a predicted model, not a curated record